GCGGCACUUUUGAAUUUUUUAAUCAAGGUCGGAUUCGCAGAUUUGCUUCUCAGAUUAAGUGUUUAUUUUGAAUUGUUUAUGAGUUGGGAAUGGCAUGCAGUUAUAGCAUGAAGUGUUCAGGAUUUGUUUUAAGGAACAUUAACAGUUUAGCCUGUCAUGCUCCAGUGGUUUUUGUCGAGAUUCCAUUUCGAAUAUCAUGGUUGACAUAAAAGAGAACACUGGCGCAUCCAUAUGUGGAGAGUCCAUGGAUAUGUCGGCUGCCCCUAAACCGCCCGAUGUCAACGACUUUGUUAUUUUAAAACCGAUAAGUCGAGGAGCAUUUGGUUGCGUACUGCUUGGAAAAAGAAAAACCAACAGCAAGCUAUAUGCUAUAAAGGUUAUGAAGAAGAGCAACAUGGUCCGUAAAAACAUGACGAAGAACGUCGUUUGUGAGCGCAACGCCCUCGCUUUGAGCAAGAGUCCGUUUAUUGUACACUUGUACUAUUCAUUAGAGACUCAUGAUGACAUUUAUCUGAUCAUGGAGUACGUGAUUGGGGGGGAUGUAAAAAGUUUAAUUAGCGUUCUUGGAUAUUUUGAUGAAGAGAUGGCUGUUCUGUACAUCGCGGAAGCUACGCUGGCUUUGGAAUAUCUGCAUAACCAUGGGAUAGUGCAUAGGGAUUUGAAACCAGACAAUAUGCUGAUUACCAAGGAAGGUCACAUUAAGCUGACAGACUUCGGACUUGCGACAGUCUCUCUGGAUAGAGAUCUCAGCAUAUCAGACCUUGCCAAAACCCCAUCAGUUGGAAGCAGACUGGCUAACCUUGAAUAUUACAGAACUCCCGGACAAGUUGUGUCGCUGAUUUCCAACUUCAACUUCCAAAGCUCUCCUGGUAGCGUUGGAAGCCCAUCGUUGCCAUCCAGGCCUCCACGCAAAUACGUAGCCGGCCAUCGAAGAAUUUCACUGGAGAAUGCAAGAUAUGCUCCUGCUAUUGACAGCCCACUGAUUGCCAUCAACCAUAAGCGUUCCAGAUCUCAAGAAAGUUGUGGAGGGUUCUCACCUGAACAUGUAACACCGCCAUCUACUGGUGGAGGAUCUUCAACUCGACGCCAAAGUUCGGAAAUAUUUGAGACUCCGCCCUGCAGUGAGGUUGUUAGAGACAGAGGUCCGAUUGGGUCCAUCAGCGGAACUUGUGUUCGAGAUCUGCGGACUCCACUGAGUGAGAGGACUUGGAUUAAAAGCAGGUUGGAAAAUUCAGACUCUGCAAUGUCAAUCACGGCAUCGAUUUGUGCGGUAUCUCGAAGUAUGUCAUGCGCUUCUACAAUAGCGACACCUAGUGAUUUUGCGAUGUCACCAGACAGUCGACUGAUUAGCAUUCCAUUUGAAGCAGAUGACAAAGCGUCCAUGCAUGACGAGUCAUGUAACAAAGAUCCGCACGACGAAGUAUUCCAUGAAUCUGACAAAGAGAAUUGUCACCCAAUAGUUCGUCCGCAAUCUGUGAGUUGUCCUGUAUCCCCGAUGAUUGCUCGGAAACAUCGACGUAUUUCCUCUGAUGAUGACAAGAAAAUGACCUCUGAACCUGUGUGCGUUGAACCUGAACAGGGAAAAAAGUUCAACAAAGUGUCUCCGAGAAUGCUGAUUCCGCCAGCCAAACGUCGUCGGUUGCUUUCAAGAAGCCACACAGGAUUAACAACGGAAAUAUCAAAUAUAAAUUUCAUGCAUGAUGAAUCAAGGUUUUCUCGAUCUUGGCCGAGACUCGAUGCACCACUAGGUGACAGGAAUGAGUCUAGACUACAAACACUACAUGGACUUCAUGAUGACUCGAUUUGCUCUCAAAGCCCUGACCUUUGCCCCAAUGAGGAAGCUAAAUGUGCUGAUGUGUCAGUAAAUAUAUCAGCUUCUGAUGUGGAGCAAUCAAUCUCUGAUGUUGACGCAAGUUUCCAAGAAUUAUCAUUCGAAGCGAAGUCACCGAAGAGCAAUAAUUCAAGUUUAAAUAAAGGUGUAAAAGACAACCAAGGCAAGCUGCCAUUCUCAUCCUAUGCAGAAAAAGAUAACUCUCAUAACACGUCUCAUGAAGAUUUAAGCUCAUUCAUGACCUCUGACCUUCACGCAUCAUCGAUGAUCCCAACACAUUCUACUCCAUUCCAAUGUAUUGAUGGAUCAGUCGAGGUUGUCCGUGGCAACAUAGAAGACUCCUCAUUCACUGCACCAUGGGAUGAAGACAGACUCGAAAGUGCGAACGUGAAACGUCGGAUCAGCGUUGAAAGUGGGAUCACACAUCUUGACUCCACAAGAGCAAGCAGCAUUCCGCUGAAGUUUGAAGAUUUGGACAGUUCAUUGGUGAUAGAUCCACUAUGUGGCGCUCUAUCCCCGCCACAUACACAGACAAUUGAUGUGUCACCAAUCCAACAAAAAUCGGUCAACCGUGGAGUAAAUAUGACUGCACCGGAGGCUAUCAUAAUAACUGCAUCAGAGUCUAUCGCUAAGUCUGGUCUGGAGUCUAUUGCUGCCAACUCUUCUGCACCAGAAGUUGUUCUAUCCAAAGCAACUGAAACUAAACCCACUGUUGAACGGACUUCAGUCACAUUCGCGGAAGAGAAUAUGAUAUUUGGCCAUCGGGAGGAGCUAUUGCGUAUACCCAAACUUGAUAUAAUUCACUCCCCGAUACCAUCGUUCUCAAAAUCUAGUCAUUUUUCGUUUGAAUCGGACAAAACUCCCAAUCGUGCUAGACAGCAGUAUAGAAACUCAUUCCACACACCUAAUCGAAAGAAUUUAUCCGAAAAUAACCAGGAUAACGGAAUUCCGCUUUCGCUGAUGACUUCAGGAUGCGUUCCACCCAACUCUGCCGCAGCGUACUGCACUCCUAACCCUAAGAAUACAGGUCUGCAACCAGCAUUUGGAUUUCGAUCAGUCAACCGUAUCCGUUUCAACACUCCAAAACAAAGAACCCCAUUGCGACCUUUAACCCCGAUGAGACACAUGGCUCCCAAACCGACUCCUCUGCGAACCCCAAAAAGUGUCAAAAGAAAACAAUCACAAGCGGAAUCGAGAAUUUGGGGAACCCCAGACUAUCUGGCACCAGAGUUGCUACUUCACAAACAACAUGGCAAUGCAGUGGAUUGGUGGGCGCUCGGAGUCUGUUUUUAUGAAUUUUUAGUCGGCUUUCCCCCAUUCAAUGAUUCGACCGUUGAUAAAAUAUUCACAAAUAUUUUAAAUCGAGAGAUGGAAUGGCCAGAAGGUGACGAAGCCUUAUCCGAAUCAGCAACCUCACUGAUUUUAAAGCUUUUGACUCUGAAUCCAGAUGAAAGAGGGAAUUCUAAAGAUAUUCGUGGCUCUGAGCUCUUUGGCUCCCUCAACUGGUCUGAUUUGACCUCCAUAACCCCGCAGUUUGUGCCGACGCCGGACAAUGAUACGGAUACGGCAUAUUUUGAUCCCAGGAACAAGGACCGGGGUGAAUAAAUAACCACGCAGACAUAAAGGAAGUAAAAACAUUAUGUGAUCAUUUUUUGAUCCCAGUUUAUUCAGCCAUUUUUUAUUAGAUUGCUCUGCCAAAGCAACGUCCAAGUUAACGUCCAGAUUUUUUUCAGCAAUCCUUCACACUGUUCAAGUUAUCAUAUGUCACAUAAAAUUUUGAAGGCAUUUACUACACUGCUUAAGUUAUUGCCUUGUAAUUCGCAACUAUUUUCCACACUGCCGAAGUCAUUAUGAGCUGCUUUUUUAUGACGAGUCGCACUAAAUUUUGUUUCCAUUGUCCAUGCUUAUCAUCUGUUACCUGAUUUUUGCUGCCUUUUCUCUCAGUAGUUAUUAUAUGUUAUAUUGGAAACAACAAGUUGCCACAGAUUUUGCGGGUUUAUUUACAAUGGCCCAAUUAUUAUAUGUUGUCUAAAAUCGAACAUGUAGUACCUGAAUCAGCAUUCAAAUUGUUAUCUGUCAAGAAUCAAAUUCAAAUUGAAUGUUUAUCCAUUAUAAUACCAUACAAUCCAUGUCUGCUAGUCAUGUCAUCAGAUAUGGAACUGUUCCAUACAUUUUUUAACACUGAUACAAUUUAUUGCAAUAUGUUUUGUUGCCAUAUGUCAGAUAUAUAUCACGUUUUUUUAUUCAAUAAGAAUAACCUGCCGCAUCUCGAAUACACCACAAUAUUUCACAUUUACCUCAGGACAGAGAAAAGUCUAAACUCACAUGAUGAACCACUACGUCUUAUUAUAUUGUUGGAUAUUGGUGAUUUUCACCGAGAUUGAAAAUUUUGAUCACUACCGGAAUGAAGAGCUACAAACCACAGACCACAGCCAUAUUUCAAUCUGUCAAACUUGGCCAAAAUUCUUGUCAAUUUAAACAAACCCACCGACCAAAGUUGUCACUUCAUUUAAUUUUCCGAGUAAUGAAUUCCUAAGGUUCUGUGGUGCUUUUUCACUGCCAAUAUCUGUUUUGCCACCAUUUUUAUCUAUACUAUGUUGCGUGUAAUAUUAACUAGUCUCGUCUAAAUAAAUAAAACGGCAUUUAAAAUGAA
Messenger RNA from Styela clava, 4484 nucleotides. NCBI's taxonomy places the organism in Eukaryota, Metazoa, Chordata, Ascidiacea, Stolidobranchia, Styelidae. The record is from RefSeq and is a predicted model, not a curated record.